Messenger RNA from Linepithema humile (Argentine ant), 2549 nucleotides. It is a transcript of the gene Acadvl, whose product is annotated as Acyl-CoA dehydrogenase very long chain. NCBI's taxonomy places the organism in Eukaryota, Metazoa, Arthropoda, Insecta, Hymenoptera, Formicidae. Gene Ontology annotation, molecular function: very-long-chain fatty acyl-CoA dehydrogenase activity; flavin adenine dinucleotide binding; fatty-acyl-CoA binding. The record is from RefSeq and is a predicted model, not a curated record.
UUGAGCCUCGUAGCGCUAUAUGUGUGUUGCUGUUCGUUGCUGGCUGGCUGUUAUUUCGCGCAACCUGAAGGCAACUGUCAUUCCACAUUAAUCUUUAUCAGCGUGAAUUUUUUGUUCUGCAACGAAUAUCAACACCACGACGAUGUUCCGCAUCGCUAAAACUUUUUCGUCGGUUCCCAAAAACCUGAACAAGGCCCUCGAAGUGCCCUUAGGAUCCUCGAUCACAUCCAGAUGUUUGGCUACGCAAGCUGCAGCGAAACUUAAAGCUGAGAAGCCGCAGCAGGAAAAUGCUACUGGAAAAGAAUCUCAAUCUUUCACCAUGAAUCUUUUCCGCGGUCAAUUGCAGUUGAAUCAGGUCUUUCCAUUUCCGGAACCUAUGAAUGAGGAUCAAAUCGAUACAUUAAAGAUGCUCGUCGAUCCCGUGGAGAAGUUUUAUGAGGAAAUAAACGAUGCGGCUAAAAAUGAUCAAAACGCAUCUGUAGACGAAAAAACGGCGAAUGCUCUCUGGGAACUGGGAGGGUUUGCUCUGCAAGUGCCGACGGAAUACGGCGGACUGGGAUUGUCAAACACUCAAUAUAGCCGAAUCGUUGAAAUAUGCGGCUACCAUGAUUUGGGGAUCGGUAUAAUGCUUGGAGCACAUCAGAGCAUAGGAUUCAAGGGCAUACUUUUGUAUGGCACUCCUGAACAAAAAGCCAAAUAUUUGCCUCGAAUUAGCAACGGCGAGUAUGCUGCCUUCUGCUUGACGGAACCAACUGCUGGCUCCGACGCCGCUUCGAUUCGUUCGCGCGCGGUCAAGUCCGCGGACGGAUCGCACUAUAUUCUCAACGGCAGCAAGAUCUGGAUAUCGAACGGCGGUAUCGCCAAUGUCUUAACCGUUUUUGCGCAAACGCCCGUCCAAGAUCCCAAAACAGGCAAAACGAAGGACAAGAUAACCGCUUUUAUCGUUGAGAGAGGUUUCGGUGGUGUCACUAGUGGACCACCUGAGAGGAAGAUGGGCAUCAAGUGUAGCAACACGGCGGAAGUCUUCUUCGAAGACGUCAAGAUUCCAGUGGAGAACGUUAUUGGCAAAGAGGGCGAAGGUUUCAAGGUCGCAAUGAAUAUUCUCAACAAUGGCAGAUUCGGCAUGGCCGCGGCUCUCUCCGGCAAUAUGCGUUACUGCAUCAACAGAGCUGUGAAUCAUGCGACGCAACGUGUGCAAUUCGGUCGCACCUUGGACAAUUACGGCGCCAUACAGGAGAAGCUAGGGCGUAUGUCUAUACUGCAUUACGUCACGGAGUCUCUCGCGUACACGAUUUCCGGCAAUAUGGAUUACGGAAGUCAAGAUUAUCAUCUGGAAGCGGCUAUUUCCAAGUGUUUCGCUUCCGAGUCCGCAUGGUGGGUAUGCGACGAGGCUAUUCAAACUUUAGGCGGUAUGGGCUUCAUGGCCGACGCCAGUCUCGAACGAGUAUUGCGGGACUUGCGCAUAUUUAGAAUCUUUGAAGGGACGAACGACAUUUUGCGUCUAUUCGUGUCGCUCACUGGUAUCCAGUACGCCGGUAGCCACUUGAAGGAGGUGCAGAAGGCCCUUCAAAAUCCGGCCGCGAAUCUGGGACUGAUCUUCGAGGAGGCGACCAAGCGGGCGACCAGAGCGAUUGGCUUGAGUUCGCCGCCCACCUUUGGGAAUUUGAUUCAUCCGAGAUUGGCGGAAAGCGCCGCGCUUUGCUCGAAGAGCGUGGAGAGCUUUGGACAAGUCAUAGAAGCCAUUCUUAUCAAAUACGGACGAGGUAUCGUAGAUGAACAGUUUAUCCUUAACAGAAUCACGCAAGCUGCUUUCGAUACGUACACAAUGGCGGUUGUACUGAGCAGGGCGACCAUGUCGUUGAACAAGAAUCUACCUAGCGCGGAACACGAAAUAUUAAUGGCACAAACUUGGUGUGCGGAGGCAUCCAGCCGUGUUGCAUACAAUCUGAAGCAGGUUAAUAGCGGUAAACAACUGGACGUCUUCAGUAAAUUGAGUAAAAUUUCGAAAAACAUGUGCGACGUCGGCGGGUGCGUGCAAUUGAAUCCUCUAAACUUCUAAAAAGACUUUACAAAUUUAUUGCAUAAGAAAGGAUUUAUACGAUCUUGGAAUUUAUAAGAAAUUGCUUUUUAUAUGAAGAGGAAAAAAACUAAUUAUCCUUUAAAACUUUAUAAUUAAUUAUAAGUAUUGAUCAAAAGAAAUCGAUUUUAAUUUGGAUUAUCAGUGCAAAAUGUUGCCUAUUAAUAUUUUACAUAGAUGUGCGUGAAAUAAAAAUAUCGAUAAUGUUUGACGAUAAUGUUUGACGAUAAUGUUUUCAAGUUAGUAAAAUGUGUAAAAUAUCACUUAUCGUGAUCAUCUGUAAAUAUAUCUCCCAUGGAAACUAUGCGUACAGUUUCGAGCAACUAGCAAUGCAACUAGUAAACACAUAAGGUGUAAAGCAUAAGUUAUAGUUAUCAUGUGAAUAUAAAAUUAUGUAUUUUUUUAAUACUUUUUCCAUACCUUUACACACGAUUCCAAAACGACGAGUCCAAAUAAAUAGUUACACAAAGAA